Polychytrium aggregatum is the source of this 1630-nucleotide messenger RNA. RefSeq lists its product as uncharacterized. Bases 152 to 1417 code for a protein of 421 amino acids. Gene Ontology annotation, molecular function: cysteine-type endopeptidase activity. The transcript has 3 exons. Gene Ontology annotation, cellular component: lysosome. NCBI's taxonomy places the organism in Eukaryota, Fungi, Chytridiomycota, Chytridiomycetes, Polychytriales. The record is from RefSeq and is a predicted model, not a curated record.
GGAGGAUCGAGCCCAGCACCAGCCCACUAUCGAGAGGGACGAGCAUAAAUACCCGCUGGUCGCCGUCAUCACCUGCACUCGACACCGACCCGGCCCAGAGCUCAAGCAGAAUUCCUCAACAGUCUCUCCCAACACAAACCAGUUGCCAAUAAUGCUCGUCAACACCGCCGUCGCCCUGACUGUGAUCCUCGGUGUCUCUGCCUCUGCCCAGGCUGCCUCUGUCAAGAAGGGCAAGUGGGACAAGUACAUCACCUCGCUCGACAAGGCCAUCGGCUCCAAGGAGACCACUGUGGUCAUGGCUGCCGAGUCCACCAAGCUCCACGCCCAGCUGGUUGCCCGUCAGAACGACUCGGAUUUCCAGGCUCUUGUCAAGCAGGUCCACGACCAUGUCCAAGACAGCGACGGUCUUGUUGAAGCCGCGGCGCCCUCUGUUUCUGACGAUGAGAUCGAGGCUAUUCGCCAGCAAGUCUUUGGCUCGAGCAUCUCGGCCGGCGACGCCAAGACACAAGGAGAGGCUGUUCUUGCGGCCCUGCUGCCCUCGUCGUGGGACUCUCGCACCCAGGGCUGGGUCUCGUCCAUCAAAGACCAGGGCCAGUGCGGCAGCUGCGUUGCCUUCUCUUCGGCCACAACCGUCGAGAGCACCUUCCUGAGCCAGCAGCGUCUGAACCUCGACGUCUCCGAGGCCGACAUUUUCUUCUGUCUCGGCUCCGGCCAGGCCCGCUGUAACUAUGGCUGGUACCCCAGUUCCGCCGCCAGCACCAUCUCGAGCCGUGGUGUUGCUAUGGAGUCGUGCUUUCCCUAUGGUGCUGGCAACGGCAUGGACCAGACCUGCAAGUCCGGAUGCGCCCGCACCGGUGGCAUCUCGCAGGCCUCCUUUGGCAGCGUCGACCAGAUCAAGCAGCACAUCAUGACCUACGGCGCCGUCUUCACUGGCUUCACCGUCUACAGCGACUUCAACAACUGCUGCAAGAACAAUGCUGUCUACCGCCAGACCUCAAGCCAGCAGCUCGGCGGCCAUGCGGUUUCCAUUGUCGGCUGGGACGAUGCGAAGCAGGCCUGGCUCUGCAAGAACUCGUGGACGGCCUCCUGGGGUACCAACGGUUUCUUCUGGAUCGGCUAUGGCCAGGCUGGUAUCGGCUCGACCAGUGAGACCUUUGGCUUCAAGGUCAGCGGCACUGCCCCCACCACCACCACUGCUCCUGUCAAGACCACCACCGCCGUCAAGACCACCACCGGUCCUUCGCCCACCGUCAACCCUCCCUCUCCCGGAGGCAGCUGCUCGGGUGCUACUCCCUACAGCUAUGUCUGCCAGAGCUCCACUAGCUACUUGUGGUGCGUUGGCGGCAACGGCUACGCCUACGACUGCCCUGCUGGCACCCGCUGUGUCUCUGGCGUCAACUACCCCUGCUCUUGGUAAUGGUCUCGGAACCACGAUCGCCAACAAGUGUCCGUGAUGUCAGUAUCCUUGAUGCCGGCCCAUCGGUGGACUGUCGCUCAUGAAAGGCCUCUGGGCGCAUCGAUGGUGGCGCAUCCAGAAACCUCACAAUCUCCAACAAAAAGUUCUGUCUUGAAUACUUCCCGCGUGUCUGUGCUUGCUUUUGAAAUUUGAAUAUACAAAACUGGAUUUGAA